This is a messenger RNA of Myodes glareolus (Bank vole), 3504 nucleotides long. It is a transcript of the gene Drd1, whose product is annotated as dopamine receptor D1. Lineage: Eukaryota; Metazoa; Chordata; Mammalia; Rodentia; Cricetidae. Gene Ontology annotation, molecular function: G protein-coupled receptor activity; dopamine neurotransmitter receptor activity, coupled via Gs. The record is from RefSeq and is a predicted model, not a curated record. Gene Ontology annotation, biological process: G protein-coupled dopamine receptor signaling pathway; positive regulation of MAPK cascade; adenylate cyclase-activating adrenergic receptor signaling pathway. Gene Ontology annotation, cellular component: plasma membrane.
CACGCAACGAGCGGCCCGGGAGCUGGCGCAGGGUUGGCAGAGUCGCGGAGCGUGGCCUCCCGGAGCGGGCAUCGUGAUACAUGGGGCUCCAGGGACUUGGGGGAGAAAUACAUGUAUUUUAGGCUGUGUCUCGGAGGAAGAGACAGCAACCCUGAAAAGUGACUAUAAUUGACCAGGAAGAGGCCGCAGAUUCUUGAGUUAAAGGCUUAGAAUAUGCUGAAAAGCCGGCGCUAUCCCUGGGGAAUCUAGGGGUCAGCCAGUGCCAGGGAGAGCGACCUGGAGCACGGAACCCAGAAGACAGAUGGAAAGCAAGAGGGUCCUUUUCCCGGCAUGGCUUGGGUUGCUACAGGGAAACUCCUGAUAGAACAUCUCUGUCCUCUAGUCUGGGCAGUAAUUGGGGCUGGGCAAGGGGCUGCUGCCUGGUGAGUGACCAGGGGAAGUUUGGCUAAGCCUGCUCAAGAACACAAGCGCCAAGUCACCCAGAGGUGCUUUCUGUCUGGAAGAUGGCUCUGAACACUUCUACCAUGGAUGGAGCCGGGCUGGCCGUGGAGAGGGAUUUCUCCUUUCGCAUCCUUACGGCCUGUUUCCUGUCUCUGCUCAUCCUGUCCACUCUCCUGGGGAAUACCCUGGUCUGUGCGGCUGUCAUCAGGUUUCGACACCUGCGGUCCAAGGUGACCAACUUCUUUGUCAUCUCUCUAGCUGUGUCCGAUCUCUUGGUGGCUGUCUUGGUCAUGCCCUGGAAAGCCGUGGCUGAAAUUGCUGGCUUUUGGCCCUUUGGGUCCUUCUGCAACAUUUGGGUAGCCUUUGACAUCAUGUGCUCCACCGCGUCCAUCCUUAACCUCUGUGUGAUCAGCGUGGACAGGUACUGGGCCAUUUCCAGCCCUUUCCAGUAUGAGAGGAAGAUGACCCCCAAGGCAGCCUUCAUCCUGAUCAGCGUAGCCUGGACCCUGUCUGUGCUCAUCUCCUUCAUCCCAGUGCAGUUAAGCUGGCACAAGGCAAAGCCCACGUGGCCCUUGGAUGACAAUGCCACUUUCCCGGAAGACACCGAGGACGCCAACUGUGAUACCAGGUUGAGCAGGACGUAUGCCAUUUCAUCCUCCCUCAUAAGCUUUUACAUCCCCGUGGCCAUUAUGAUCGUCACCUACACCAGUAUCUACAGGAUUGCCCAGAAACAAAUCCGGCGCAUCUCAGCCUUGGAGAGGGCGGCGGUCCAUGCCAAGAAUUGCCAGACCACCACGGGUAAUGGAAACCCCGUGGAAUGUUCUCAAUCAGAAAGUUCCUUUAAGAUGUCCUUCAAGAGAGAGACUAAAGUGCUGAAGACCCUGUCGGUGAUCAUGGGGGUGUUCGUGUGCUGCUGGCUCCCCUUCUUCAUCUCGAACUGCAUGGUCCCCUUCUGUGGCUCUGAGGAGACUCAGCCAUUUUGCAUUGAUUCCAUCACCUUUGAUGUGUUUGUGUGGUUUGGAUGGGCAAAUUCUUCCUUGAACCCCAUUAUUUAUGCCUUUAAUGCUGAUUUCCAAAAGGCAUUCUCAACCCUCUUAGGAUGCUAUAGACUCUGUCCUACAACAAAUAAUGCCAUAGAGACAGUUAGCAUCAACAACAAUGGGGCUGUGAUGUUUUCCAGCCACCACGAGCCUCGAGGCUCCAUCUCCAAGGACUGCAAUCUGGUUUACCUGAUCCCUCAUGCCGUGGGUUCCUCCGAGGAUCUGAAAAAGGAGGAUGCAGGCGGAAUAACUAAACCGCUGGAGAAACUGUCCCCAGCCUUAUCGGUCAUAUUGGAUUAUGACACCGAUGUCUCUCUAGAGAAGAUCCAACCUGUCACACACAGUGGACAGCACCCGACCUGAAUUUUGGGUCCUCAUCUCUGAAGCUAGGAUUUCCCUCGAGCUUGCUCUUAAGAAGUUACGGUCCAGUGGGACUGUGAGCCACCACGACAUCCCUCUGCUGCUUCUGAACAAUUGCAAAGCUUCCCAAAUGCAUCACUUCCAGUGUGUUUUCUAGGGACACGCCAAGAGUCAUAGGGGAAGUGACUUUGGCUCUGAAAUCAUUUUUGAAACUUAUUGUCUUUAGGAUGUUACAAAAAAAAAGAUAGAGUCAAGAGUGAGCAGUAAACAGCUUCACUUAGAAAUCAAAACUUUCCUAGGAAGGAAGUGAGAGAGUUGAGUUUGCUGUGUCCAAACAGGUGCUAACGCUGUCCGAACAGUUUUCAGAUUGUAAAGGUAGGUGCAUGCCUUCGUUAAUGAUUUCUACAAUACUAAUCGAGCCUUACAGCAAGAGUGGAGUUUCUCUUUUUCAGGAUUGACAGAUGUUCUGUUGGUAAUGGUUUUAUUAUUUAUUUAUUAUUUAUUUAUUGCAUUAUAUGGGUAUUUUAAAUUUAUCAUAGUGAAUCUAUAUUUAUCAUAUUUAAUAGAACAAACCAGUGUGUUCCGAGACUGAACAGUCCAUUGUACUAGCACUUUAUGAGCCCGUGAAACAAAGACACAGACUCCGAGAUUCUGAGUCGUGAAUUGCUUCUAGAAACACAGCAAAGACUGAUGUGGUGGCUGCUUAACUCAACACGGACAUGAAUACAUACAAGAUGAGACGUGACUAAUGCCACCUAUGCUUUCUACCCUAAAAAUAUUUUGAAAAGAUUUUUUUUUUAAAAGAAACUUCUAUUGUGUACUGAGUGUCUUAAAAGGCAGAGGCUUUCCCGGGGUGAAUUUGCACUUCUGUAAAUAUCUCUGUAAAAGCCAGCUCAAGAAGAACACACCUUUCCAUUUCUGUUUUUGGAUGGUGAGGAAGAGCCUAUGCCACUUUGUAUUUAUGUAAAAUAAUUGGCCCUCCCUGUCGUUUCUCAUUUCAUGCUUGAAAUAGCUUUCUGAAACAAACAAAUGGCUGUCCAGGAUUAAGAUCUGCAGCGGGCAUGAGCUGUAAAUUCAUGGGUCACAGCCGCCCCUCCACUGAGAAGCGUUCCUCACUGGUUCUUCGGCUGCUCGUGUCUAACCAAGCCGGCGGCUCAAGGGGCUACUUUUGUAGAGCUUUAAUCUGAAUUUAGUAUCCCCUUUUCAAAAAAGCUCUUCAACUUUGGUUGAAAAAUAGCUAAUGAAUGGUGCCCCAUCAUCACGUAAGAUGCUUCUGCUGGUGGGAGGACCAGAAGGGGCCUUUCCCCUGUGUCUUGAGCACCCCAGAGCCAUCAGCAUCCCUAGUCACAGACGCUAUUUUUUUCCCUCUGUGCAUUUGAAUCUAGUUUCCAUGUCACAGCCUGGACUGCAAAAAGUACCAUCAAGUCCCCUCAUGUGGGGAUGCGAAUUCAUGUGGGGCAUGCAACAGUUUCCCUUUUGAAAUGUUUACAAGGUGUUCUAGCUAAGCAGUUGGUUCCAAGUGGAAGGAACUGAUGAGAAGCUAAGAGCUUGCUGUCAGCUGCUCCUGCCUAGGGUCUGUGUCAUUCUCUAUUUCGAAUGUUUUCUCAGCUCUGCUGCUUGUAUGCUUUCUUACAAUAAAAAAUAUUUUGUGAAUUCAAAUCGA